Molecule: messenger RNA, 1086 nt
Organism: Monoraphidium neglectum
Lineage: Eukaryota; Viridiplantae; Chlorophyta; Chlorophyceae; Sphaeropleales; Selenastraceae
Product: glutamyl endopeptidase
Exons: 10
Coding region: 1-1086 (361 amino acids)
Biological process (GO): proteolysis
Molecular function (GO): serine-type endopeptidase activity
Source: RefSeq, a predicted model, not a curated record
AUGGCCUCCCGCUUCAAAGACACCGGCUUCACCCUCGUGGGCUUUGCAAAGGAGGCCGACCCCGCCUCCCUCGCCGCCGCCCCAAAGUUUGACCCCACGCGCGAGCGCGCCGCCAAGGUCGAGAUCGCGCGCAACGGCGGCAAGAAGUGGGCGCUCUCCCUGGUCGCCGCCGCCGCCGCGGACCCGGCGGACCCGGCGUCGCCGCUGCUGCUGUUCCAGGCGGGCGCCAAGGCCACGCGGGCCGCCGCCGCCCGCGCGGCCGCCGCGGCCGGCAGGUCCAAGGUCGUUGCGCCAUUCCCAGGAGAUGCCCCAUCUGAGGCCGCCGACGGCGGCGCUGCGCUCGCCGCGGCGGAUGCCAACGCCACUGCGGCCGCGGGCAGCGUGGCGCAGCCGAACGUCGUCAUCAACAAGGAUGACCGUCAGCUGAUUACUGACACCUCCCGGGUCAACAGGAACUUCCCCGCGCGCGCGGUGGGGCAGAUUGAUUUCAGUGAGCGCAACGGCGGCAACUCCAUCUGCUCCGGCGCCCUGAUCGGCGCGUCCACUGUCCUCACCGCCGGCCACUGCGUGCACACCGGCAGAGGCGGUGGCUUUGUGAGGGCCUGGGCGUUCUCUCCGGGCCGCACCACCACCACUGCCACGAGCAGGACCGUGGUCAACCCCUACGGCACAGUCAAGUACAGCAAGCUGGUCACCACGAAUGGCUGGAUCACCGCGAGUUCCUUCGCCUACGACCUCGGCGUUGUCAACCUUCAGUCGGCCAUUGGCAAGACGACUGGCAACCUCGGCUACACUGCCUCCACUGGCAGGCUGUCUGAGACGUGGACGACGUACGGGUACCCGGGCGAGAAGACGUACGGCAGCAUGUGGACCACUUCAUGCGGCGUCAACGACAACGUGGCUACAGACGGCAUCACAGAGAUGACCUGUGACGUGACGGGCGGCCAGUCGGGCUCGCCGAUGUUCAUCUCCGGCAAGAACCUGGUCAAGGCCGUCAUCAGCUGGUCAAACGAGGGAAGGAGGAUCAACGGGGCCUGCCAGAUCGAUACGGAGCGCUUCAACAUGAUCCGCGCCAAUACUGUGUAA